This is a messenger RNA of Diprion similis, 1578 nucleotides long. RefSeq lists its product as uncharacterized. Bases 90 to 1484 code for a protein of 464 amino acids. The transcript has 6 exons. The record is from RefSeq and is a predicted model, not a curated record. NCBI's taxonomy places the organism in Eukaryota, Metazoa, Arthropoda, Insecta, Hymenoptera, Diprionidae.
AGGGCGUCGUGGCUUACGAAAGACUACUCAGAACCCUUUUCGUUCUUCUCGAAGAUUUCGACAGCGACGGUCUUAGGUUUCUAGUUUCCAUGGUACCACCGCCCAAGGGAGUCAACGAAGAAGUUGUCAAGGAAGUAUUCAACAGCGCAACCGGAUUCGUUCGCGUCGAUGCUCCAAUAUUUCAUAAAAACACCUAUUUCCAGUGCAGUAAUGCAGGCACGAGUUCAGCUGCACCAACCCUUGACACUCCUUAUCCCAGGCCUGUGUCUCGGUCCUGCACCGUCCAAAAACUCGACGGUGUAAUUCCUUCGGAGAAACUAUUUUCCGCCGAAAAUAUGAAAAUCCAAAAUCCCGCGGUCCAAAAUGAUCCUAACGUUCCAAAAAACAGACUGAAAACGUCUCCCCAGAUAAUACCUCAAGAAUCUUCGGACGUUUUUCGCGGUUUUCCACCGAGCGAAAUAUUCAGCACCCAAAGUCACGUGCAGAGUAUAAAAAACUUCUACAGACCGUCAGCGAGCUACACUUUUCCCGCUCUUUCAUCCGGACAAGGUUUUGUCAACUUUGCGGGUCAAAUUGUCGCUAAAAAUUCAGGCCAAAUUCAGCAGUCCCUCGGUACGGGGCUGGUGGGCCCUACGUAUAGACCAAAAUGGUUCCAAAACCCAUAUUUGGUACAGAAAAAUAGCUACCCCGUUCCGCAGUAUCAGGACUUCUACUUGAAGACCGUGAACAAUCAGUACGUAAAAGUGCCCGCCGCGAAGGUGAACAAUUUUCCCCAAACGAGCAUAAACACUUCGCAGGCUUCUUAUCAGGCUAUGUACAACAACGCCCAGGACUACUUGAGGAACAGGAGUAAUACCGUGACUAGCGGUUUGCUGGAGAAGGUACAGCGGCAUCGAAGUCUUCAGGAAGAAGCCAUUAAAACUAUGGUUACGAAGUGCGAAUCAUCGAAAAACGGGACAGUUGGUUCGCUGGCCCCUCAAGUUUUCGACGGUGGCGAUAAUCUUCCGAAUGCGGAGUGUCGCUCGGUUGAUGACUCCGGCACUGUCACCUCAAAUCAGGAGGAAAAAAUUGUUCCGAAAAAGACCACUAUUGGUAUUAUUUCGAAGAGCAGAAAUUCAACGGGAAAAAUAAACAGUUCAAAUUAUUCCAAUACGUCACUGGAAGCUACAGAUGGGAGCAAUUACUUGUUAGAUACUGGCAAUGGCAAAGUUUUUGCGGAGGAUUACGCCGGUGCAGAUAAUCCAGCCGCGAAUCAGGACAGCUUUGAACAAUUUGCUAAAGAAGUCAGAAUGAGACAGCGCGCUAUACAAGAAGAUAUAUAUAAAAUGGACGUUGUUCACGGCGAUUUCCUCGCUGAAGAAGGAAUCGGCGAUAAGGAAGACGCCAGCUCGAUCAAAUCGGAUAUUCUGACAGCAAGUGUGGAGCUCAGAAACAGUUGUAAGAAGUUUUUAGACCGAGCAAAAUCGGGUGAAUCUGUUGGUUAAGAUUCUUCAACUCUUACAGAAGUCCCAGUUUUUCCGAGGACCAGAUCACUGAACGACGUCCGCGAGGAACCGUCAGUCCAGUAUCAGUCUGAUU